AUGCAACAAGGUCCUGAUUUAAUUCUUGAAAGACUAGAUAAAUGUCUAAUAAGCCAAACUGCUGAAGAUCUUUGUCCUAAACUUUGUGUCAACAAUCUCCCCAGGGACUCUUCUGAUCAAUGCCCAAUGCAUAUAUGUUUUAAUUAUGAGGAUAUUUGUAUGCCUAGACCCUUUCACUUUAUGGCUAUGUGGAUUAAGGACCCUACCUGCAGAGACAUUAUUGCUAACUCUUGGUCAGUUAAUAUGGUUGGUUCCCCUGCCUACAAGCUUAAAGCUAAAUUGUUAAGUACUAAGAAAGGUCUAAGAGAUUGGAAUAAGUCUUCUUUUGGUAAUAUUCAAACCAAUAUAUCUACCAUUAGAAAAGACUUAGUUGAUCUCCAACUCUCUAACCCAACUGAUACCAAUAAUACUUCUAGACUCAAAGCUAGACUUGAGUACCUUUAUAAUUUAGAAGAGUUAUAUUGGAAAGAUAAAUCUAGGGAGUUUCAAGAUGAAAUUCUUGCCGACCUUCCUAUUAAAUUUUCUGUUGAGGAUAUUGCAUUGUUAAAUAUGCCUCUUACUCCAGAGGAAAUAAAGAAUGUUGUUUUCCAAAUGGGAGGAAAAAAGGUUCCUGGACCAGAUGGUUUUACUGGUCUUUUUUACCAAAAAUAUUGGGAUAUUGUGGGAGAUGCUGUCAUUGAUAUGACACAAACCUGUUUCAGGACAUGGCAUAUUGCUAAGAGGAGUAUUUCUAGUAAUAUUCUGCUUGCCAAUGAGGCCAUAUAUGUUUUCAACCAUAAUGACAAAGUUGAAGGCAUAGCUGCCAUCAAACUUGAUAUGUCUAAAGCUUAUGAUAAGCUUGAAUGGGAUUUUGUAGAAAAGGUUUUAACUGAAAUGGGUAUGUCUAACCAAUGGGUUAAGCUCAUAAACCAGUGUGUGCCCAUUGUCUCAUACUCUGUCCUUCUUAAUGGGAGCCCAACUGGUUUUUUCCAGCCUGAAAGAGGUCUCAAACAGGGAGACCCUCUUUCUCCCUAUCUUUACAUCAUUUGCUCUGAAGCUCUAUCUUCCUACACUUAUAGUCUUCAAAAAAAGGGUAUUUUAGAAGGCAUCAAAGUUUGUAAAGAUGCACCUGAAAUGACUCACUUUUUGUUUGCUGAUGAUUCUCUCUUAUUUUCUAAAGCUAUUACUCAGAAUUUUCAAGUCAUUAAAGACUAUCUCCAAAAGUACUGUCUAGCCUCUAUGCAAGAAAUAAAUUUUGAAAAAAUUGGCAUUAUGUUUAGCAUGAAGAAUCCUGAACAUAGGAAAGCCUUUUUGGCCAAUAUUCUAGAAAUUUCCAGCAGGGAUUUAGGACAAAAAUAUCUUGGCACUCCUACUGUGUUUCAAGCCUCUAAAAUCCAAACUCACAUGGGUAUUCUCCAAGAUGUUGAUGCCAGAAUAUCUAUCUGGCUUCAUAAGCUCCUAUCCCAAGCUUCUAGGACUACUCUAAUUAAGCACAUUGGCCAGGCUAUCCCCCUUUUUCAAAUGGGAUCCUUUCUUAUUCCUAAACAUCUUUCUGAAGGUGGUUUGGGUUUUAGGAAGGAUGAAUUAAAUAAUCUGUCUAUGCUGGCUAGGAAUGCCUGGAGAAUCCUGGAAAAUCCUAAUUGCUUAUUGGCCACUGUUCUUAAGGCUAGAUACUUUCCUAGAGCUGAUUUCUUGAAUGCCAAGUGUACUGGUAAGUGCUCUUGGACUUGGAAGUGUCUUCAUGCCAUAAAGGAACUAAUCAAGCCUUUCAUAUCUUGGAUUGUUGGGGAUGGUCAAUUUAUUGACGCAUGGUGUGAUAAAUGGAUACCUACUUUGGAUUCUGCUACACCCAACCCUCUAGUCCCUCCUGAUCCUAGUAUUAAAGUGUCUUAUUUUAUUGAUCCUCAAUCUAGAAGUUGGGAUGUGAGGGCUUGGGAUCUUUCAAAGAACGGUAAGUUUUCUUCUAAAUCUGUCUACUUGGGUCUCAGAGGCCUUAGUCCUUCCCCUUGUAAAAACCUUUGGAAGCGUAUUUGGAAAGUUAGAGUUCCUUACAUAAUUCAGGUCUUUUUAUGGAGAGCAGCUAGAAAUGAUUUGCCCUCCAGAACUAUCCUUCACACUACAAUGCCUAUGCAUAGUGUGGAUUGUCCUAGGUGUUCUGAUCCUCAUGAAACUAUUAUGCAUGCUCUGGUCACUUCUCCCUUUGCUAGCAGAGUCUGGUUCAUCUCUGAUUUCAACAUAAAAACUCAGUUUUUCCAAAAUAAGUCUUUUAUUGAUUGGCUUCUUUUCUGGUUAAUUGAACCUCAAUCUAAACUCCUUGAGGAUGAUCAAUGUCUUUUUGUGGCUAUUUUAUGGUCUCUUUGGACUAGUAGAAACAAUUUCAUCUUUCAAAACACUAGGGAAAAUCAUACUUCUGUCCUUGCUAGAGCCAAAGCUAUGCUUCUCACUAGGAAGACUAGUUUGCCUGGCUCUACUUCUUUCUCUGUCAGUAUUUGUGAUAAAUGGAUGCCUCCCCUUAUUGGUUGGAUUAAAUGCAAUACUGAUGGUUCCUUUGAUAUUAUCUCUGGAGUAAAUGGUGCAGGGUAUGUGAUGCGAUAUUUCUCAAGAAAAGCAACCUUUUGUGCAUCCUUAGUUUUUGGAGGAACGUCUAACUCACAUCAUCAUAGAAAGUGA
Papaver somniferum (opium poppy) is the source of this 2649-nucleotide messenger RNA. RefSeq lists its product as uncharacterized. NCBI's taxonomy places the organism in Eukaryota, Viridiplantae, Streptophyta, Magnoliopsida, Ranunculales, Papaveraceae. The record is from RefSeq and is a predicted model, not a curated record. The coding region runs from base 1 to 2649 and encodes 882 amino acids. The transcript has 5 exons.